AAGUGGUCAAACCUUGAAUGUGUUGAUAAAAUGUAGUAACUGUUUUUAACUGAGGAUGAAGGUAACUGCCCAGUCAAACACCAAUAGACAAAGACAAUAAAGAAAGUCAAUACUAGGGCUUGUUCAUUCAUUAGUGUUAUUUUGUAUAAAAAGAUGAACUAUGUUUCAGUUGAAAUGUCACUAUUACUGUUUUUAUCUUCCUCUAGCUUCCUUUUUAUUUAGAACCUUACCAUGUGAGCAAAGAGCUCAAAAGGAGACCUCUGCAAAAAGUCUCUCUCUUCUAGUCAUACCUUUCAACACAAAGUAACCAAACCUUAGAUACCAAAAUUCAGCAGGUAGUUUACAGGGGAAAAAAACAUGUAUAAGAAUCAGCUGCAAGAGCUUGCACAGAGAAGCUGUUUCAGCUUACCAUCAUAUACUUGCAUAAGAGAAGGACCAGAUCAUGCUCCAAGAUUCAAAGCUUCUGUCAACUUCAACGGUGAGAUAUUUAAGAGUCCCACUUACUGUUCCACUCUCAGACAAGCUGAGCAUGCAGCUGCUGAAGUUUCACUUAAUGUCCUUUCCUCUAGAGUCCCUUCUAAAUCCUUGACUGCAAAGAUUCUUGAUGAGACAGGAAUUUACAAGAACUUGCUACAAGAGACAGCACAUAGAGCUGGUCUUGAUCUGCCAAUGUACACAAGUGUGAGAUCAGGAUCUUAUCACUUCCCAGCUUUCUCUUGCACUGUGGAGCUUGCUGGGAUGAGUUUCACUGGAGAAUCAGCAAAGACAAAGAAACAAGCUGAGAAAAACGCAGCCAUUGCAGCUUGGUCCUCUUUGAAGAAAAUGGCAAGCUUGGAUUCUAUGGGAGGAAAGGAAAAUGGGGAAGAGAAGGAACAAGAAGUAGUAGCAAGAGUACUUUCAAGAUUUAAACCCAAAGAAGUGAGAAGAAGAGAGACCACAAACCAAUGGAGAAGAAGAACAAGUCAACAAGAUACAAACAAAGACUUGUCUGAGAGAUUGAGAUGGAUCAAUCUAUUAACCUAUGAACCUUCAAAAAGCCAGGCUUCAAGAACAAACCUUCAACAAUUCAAAGGGAUAUCAUUACAAGAAGCUAAGGAAGAGACAGAGAUGAUGAUCACCACAAAGUCGUUUCCUUUGCCAGUGGCUGCUCAUCAUAAAGCCAGACUCAACGAAUCAUCGAGCGGCGGAUGUAGUAACCAAAUCCCAUUUUCCGACAGAGGCAGGUUCAGUUUCGUCGGAGGUUGUAAUAGGCUAGCUCCAGCGGUUCAAAUCAGAUCGGUGAUUCCAGUUUUCGCAGCUCCGGCAUCAAAACCAAACCCUACUCCUAGCACAUCAUCAUCAUCAUCAUCAUCAUCAUCAUCUAUAAACUCUUGCUCUGUUCCAAAGACGCCGGGAUUGGGAGGUCAAGAGAAGAAUCUAACCCAAACGAAAAAUGUGGAUCAAACCCAUGAUUAGUUAGGUGAAUUUGGAUAAAGGGUUAAUCUCGAAUUAAAUCAUAUGUUAAGUUGUUGUUGUUUGAUUAGAUAAUAAUAUAUGAUUGUGUUCUUGUUUUUUUUGUUUGAAAAUUUUGGGCCGACAUGAGUUUUGAAUGCUGGCGUAAAGAACGGAGAACGGAAAGAGAGAGCAUUAAGUUAGGGAAGAAGAUGGGACGCUGCAGUUGAGAAAGAAGACCAUUAAAUGGGUUUUGUCUUGCACCAUUAAUACGCCGAUUGCUCUGCUUCCCACUCGUUCUUCAUUUAUUGUUUGCUCUCUGUAACGUUGGUUCGAGCCCAAAAAAUUAUUAAUUCUUUCAGACACACGAA
Messenger RNA from Brassica rapa (field mustard), 1802 nucleotides. Its product is annotated as double-stranded RNA-binding protein 5. The record is from RefSeq and is a predicted model, not a curated record. Gene Ontology annotation, molecular function: double-stranded RNA binding. NCBI's taxonomy places the organism in Eukaryota, Viridiplantae, Streptophyta, Magnoliopsida, Brassicales, Brassicaceae.